Messenger RNA from Brachypodium distachyon (stiff brome), 1084 nucleotides. Its product is annotated as probable E3 ubiquitin-protein ligase ATL44. NCBI's taxonomy places the organism in Eukaryota, Viridiplantae, Streptophyta, Magnoliopsida, Poales, Poaceae. The coding region runs from base 169 to 828 and encodes 219 amino acids. Gene Ontology annotation, biological process: protein ubiquitination. The transcript has a single exon. The record is from RefSeq and is a predicted model, not a curated record.
UUGUCGACGGUUGACCCAAAUUAAGCACCAUCUUGCCCAAGCUAAGUUCCGAAAGAUAAUCCUAUGCAGCGACUUGAUUUGUGAUAAAUCAACCAGCAGUUACUUAUCUCUCUUCAAAAAAAAAGUAGCAGAGGUAUCGCAGAAAGCCUACCGACCCGACUCCGGGCCAUGUCAGGGAACAGCCCCGAGGCGGGGGGCACGCCGGCGGGCACCGUUGAACCGUACGCGCGGCAUCAUAGGUUCAGCGCGCGCGUCCUGCUCACGACCGUCCUCAUCCUCUUCGCGCUCACCCUCGUCUUCGUCUUCAUCCGCCUCCUGCUGUACGCCUUCGUGCCUCGCUCCGGCGGCCGCGGGGGCCUCGGGGCUGGCAUCCUGCGGUCCAUCAACUCGUUCGGCAGAAUCGGCAGCCGGCGCGGGCUGGACGCGUCCGCGCUCUCCGCGCUGCCGGUCACGGCGUACCGUAAGAAGGAGAGCGCCGCUGGCGCGUCCGCCGGUGGAGGGCCUGACUCCGACUGCGCCGUGUGCCUGUCGGAGCUCACGGACGGGGACAAGGUGCGGGAGCUGCCCAACUGCGGGCACGUCUUCCACGUCGACUGCGUCGACGCGUGGCUGCGGUCCACGACCACGUGCCCGCUCUGCCGGGCCGAGGCGGAAUCGGGGGCCAAGGCGGAGGCGGCGCAGUCGUCGGCAACGGAGCCGCCGCCGCAACCGGCGUUGUUUGGUGCAGGAGGGACCUUGAUCGUGACCGUAGAUGGCUUUCCGGAUGGCCAGAGAGCCGCCCACGGGGAAACGUCGGGCCUUCGUCAAAUGGUAUCUUCCCAUACCUAGGUCUACAGUCGCAGGUGGGAUUUCACUCCAGGAAAAUGCUGCAGGGAAAUCGAAAAGAAGGGUAUGGUGUAACACACUCACAACUCCAUGUACAUACUGAUGAUAAAUCAGAAUUAGCUUAGAUUGGGAAUGCAAGCGAUGUGAUUCUUUGCUACGGUAUAGCGCUAUAAAAUCAUAAAAGGUGUAAACGACUGCUCGCAGUGUGCGCUGUAGUAUGCACCACUUUUUCAAUAGUGAAAUAUGUGCAACUUCGAGA